CGCUGGCAGGGAAUGACGCUUAUUAGUGCGAAGACCGUACGAAAGCAAAGAGAAGAGGCACAAGCACUCACCAAAGAAGGGGCGCAGUAGGGAAGGGGGUAGAUGGAUGGGAGAAAGAAAAGGUGGGAAAACACCAGGGAGGACAGCCUGCGCGGGAGCCGUAUUUGUAUGCGCUCCUAAAAUUAGAUGUUCCAUAAUCGGACAUCAAAUUACGGACACACGUGCCCAUCAUGCACUGAAACGAUGCAUCCCUUCUUCUCUGUUCUCGCGGUGGUCUUCAAUUUCCGCGCUGGACGUAGGACAGCAGUUGCGCCGUCAUCGUCGUUGAGCCCGCCCACGUCCUUCUGCAUGCAAGAUGGCUGUCUUGAUGUUUACUUGCUCGGCACACCUGUAACUUGCUCGUUGACAUGCUAUCAGUUGAAGGGAGCAAAUGGAGAUGAUUUCGACCUGAAGAUCGCACUGGCGCCGAGUCGCCGACUGAGCGGCCUAGGAAAUAUCAAUUUAAUUGAUUCCCACAUCGGUCGGAGGCACGGCGUAACGGAAAGCCCGAUCAAUCUCUAAAGACCGCAGUAUGAUUAUGUAAUAAACGUUGUCACAGUCAUUCUCAGCGUCACAUGGGCACGUUGUCACGGACACGAAGGCAUCUGGUCGUUGCUCAGCGCGCUCAGCAGACACUCACACUACUCGUUCAUCUUACCACGACGCCCAAAUGAAUAACGCGCCACUAGAGAACCCGUUCGCGUCAACUCACUCGCUCGACGAGAACCCUUUCGACCAUCCGGACGACCAGGCUGCAGCGCCGGCACAAGAUGCAUCAGUUGCAGCUAGGGAAGCAGAGCUGAACCGACGUGCUCAGGAACUCGAUGCGCGACAGCGGGAUCUGGAACGACAACAGCAAAAUAUGCGACCAAGGAAGAACAACUGGCCGUUCUUCUUUCCUCUGAUAUAUCACGAAAUCUCAGACGAAAUUCCGACCGACUCUCAGCCCCUAAUGUACCACUUGUAUUAUCUCUGGCUCAUCCUUGGAGCUACUCUCAUCGUCAAUAUGAUCGCCUGCAUAUUCAUUCUACUUGCCGGUUCAAGUGAUGGUGGACGAGAUCUUGGCUCCAGCAUAGGGUACAUUUUCGUUAUUGGCAUUCUGUCUUUCCUUUUGUGGUACAGACCAAUAUAUAACGCGUACAUGAAGGUACAAGCACUUUACUACUACUUCUUUUUCUUUUUCUGUGGUUGGCACCUUGUAUUUUCAAUCUACAUGAUACUAGGCAUCCCAGGGACGGGCUCCGCUGGGUUCAUUCAGAUGAUCCAGAUGUACGUGAAUGGUCAUAUUGCUGCCGGUGUAUUCGGAACGAUCGCGACGCUUGGAUGGACUGUCCAAGGUCUUGGAAAUGCUUUCUACUAUCAACAGAUCUGGAAGCACCACAAUGCGCAAGGACAUACCCUGGAUAAUGCAAAGACAGAGCUCGCGACUCACUGGGCCAAACGCCAGCUCUUUGGUAGCAAGCAGUCUUCGUCAACAACGAACUAGAACUACUUGCAUGAUCUCUCGAUUUUCUCAUCACUCUCCGCAUUCUGACGUUCGAUUUUCUCAAUCUGACUUGGCCCCCACCCCCGUUUGAGCUACGUCUCCGUGUAUAUACAAUAUGUGAUGCAAUGGGGAGACGACGGGCUGACAGGGAAGGCCGAUGCGUUUUUUUCAUGACGUACCACUGAUGGACAUUUUCGUAUCUUAUCUUUGUUGUGUUGGUACUUAUGCAAUA
Messenger RNA from Fomitiporia mediterranea MF3/22, 1757 nucleotides. RefSeq names its product scamp-domain-containing protein. Gene Ontology annotation, biological process: protein transport. Bases 710 to 1525 code for a protein of 271 amino acids. Gene Ontology annotation, cellular component: recycling endosome membrane; trans-Golgi network membrane. The transcript has 11 exons. NCBI's taxonomy places the organism in Eukaryota, Fungi, Basidiomycota, Agaricomycetes, Hymenochaetales, Hymenochaetaceae. The record is from RefSeq and is a predicted model, not a curated record.